UUAUUGGGCUUUUAGUAGAGUAUGAAGUUGUGUACGUGGAUCUGCAAUAGCAGGGAAUCUGCAUAUUUGUUGCAGUUCAGUUUCCAUUUUACUACGUAGAUUUGAUUUAGCAUGUAUUCUCUUGUCUUUAACAUGAUGCUACUUAAUGCCAAUUAUGUUGAUCUGAUUCAUGAUUGAUUACUUAUAACCACAUAACAUUCUGGAUUGAGCUUUGGAAUCUUAUACUAUCAAGAUGCAUGGAGCUUCUAUUUUAUCUGCUCUCUUGUUGCAUGUUAUCAGCUGUCAGAAUAAGAAUCAUAGUAAGUUUAAUUUUAAUAUUUGUGGCGAGCAGGUCUGGAGGCAGACCAAACAGUUCAUCUUAUUCGAGGUUCUGCCGUAGCUGCUUCUGCUAGUGCAACCAAUGUUGUAAAUCCAAAUGCUAAUCAGGAUGCUCCCAGGGUUGAUGUUCCCACUACAGGGGGGCUGUUUGUCAGGGUCGGUAGAGGUCCACUCUUUUCUAGACUUGGAAAAAGAGGUGGUUCGUUUGGAGCUGGACUUCCAGAUUUUGAGCAGGUCCAACAACAUGACUCCAUCAUGAUGAGAGAGAUAUUGAAUAUGCCUCUAGUUCAGGAUCUAGUGAAUGACCCAGGAAUCAUCUGCAACUUUAUCGUGAACAGUCCUCAAAUGCGAGAGUAUGUGAAUCUUAAUCCCGAGCUUCCACACAUAUUCAAUGACCCUGCUAUAUUUCUCCAGAUAUGGGAGGCUGCACGUAAUGAACUCAUGCAUGAGACGAUAAGAACUAUUCAAUGGUCAUUGAGCCACACUGAAUCGUCUCCUGAGGAAUCUAACAUGCUAAGGCACAUGUAUGUGGAUGUCCAAGAGCCAUUUCUGAAUGCAACAAGCAUGGCUGGAGAUACAAGAAAUGAUUCAGGGAUCAACCCGUUCGUGGCUCUUUUGGGAGCCCAGGAACAAGGCAGAAGCCGGUCAACUAACCCUCCAGCUACUUGUUCUGAUACAACUGCUAAUCCUCCUGCUCCAAACUCGAACCCACUUUCGGAUCCUUGGGCAUCAGCUGACUUUGGAGGUGCCCAAAUGAAUACCUCUCCCAGAUCAAAUACUUCUAGGAAUAUUUGGGGACCCUCUCCUGGUGGUUUGGAUGACAUAGCAGAUUUGCAGCGAAUGCUAGGUGGCAUACCUGGCGCCUCUUCUGAAAAUCAGUUAAUAGGAUACCCAUCCAUCUCGCAGAUAAUGCAGCACAUAAACCAGAUUAUGGAGCUCGACCCCAACUCUCAUAAUGGGGAUAUGAUGCCAAAUCGUGAAUUAAUUCAUCAGUUGAUGUCCUCUGAGAGGAUGCAGGAAUAUCUGGUACAACAAGGGCUAUUUCCUUACCUUGAUCAUCCGCAAUCAAACCAAGAACAAGAUCAGGGUGAAGCUGACGAAACAGGUAAUAUCAUUCUAUAUAUUUCCCAAUUUGAUAUUCUUGUAACUGUAAAUAUACCCUUAGGUUUGGAGGGAAUGAUCUCUUGAUUUAGGAGCAAAUAAAUCCUUUUACAAUAUUUUCCAAAUGUUACUUAAGUCUAGUAUUUUAAUGCAAAACUGGCCUAUUAGGAGCAAUACACUUAAUAUUGUUGUGAUGCACAUUAUUUGUGAUGUUUCAUAUAAAUGGACAUCUUCUUUGUAUAGUUACAUGGUAUAUGAAAGUUGAGAUUUUACAAGGGCGA
Molecule: messenger RNA, 1700 nt
Organism: Solanum lycopersicum (tomato)
Lineage: Eukaryota; Viridiplantae; Streptophyta; Magnoliopsida; Solanales; Solanaceae
Source: RefSeq, a predicted model, not a curated record